UAGAAUGGAAUGGUAUAAGUCAUGCAAUUGGCGCGAGAAAACGAAAAUCUUAUUAUAUUGAAAUUUCAUUGGUUGGGGGUGUGCUUUUGUAUAUUUAUUUAAUUAAUAAUUAAUUUAAUAUUUAUUAACUUUUUUAUAAAGGGCAAAAAAAUGAAAACAAACAUCCUCUGCGAAAAACUGCAUUUUCUGUGUUGCUAUUCGCCCCUCUCUCUCUCUCCUCUUUCUCUCUCUUCAUUUUGAUUUCAUUGUUUCUUCUUAAUAUUGAUAAUCAUCCUUUUGACGCAUUCUCCUUCAAAGCCUGCAAUCCGAUUAUAUAUAUUUAUAAUUGCUCUUCUUCUUCAUCAUCAAUUUCAUCACCCGCCAUUUUUUGUUGUGUAUACGCAACAAAUUAAAUACAUACAUGAUACAUAUAUAUAUAAUUGGUGUGAUGUGAAGAAAAAUAUUGUUCAGAAAUGGCGUGUAUUGAUUUAAACAGCAACGGCGACGUUGCUCCGAUGAUCGGAUUGCAGGAGCCGAGUAUCGAUACCGAUAAAUUGAGCUACGAGAUUUUCUCUAUUUUGGAGAGCAAGUUUUUGUUCGGCUACGACGAUCAGAAGAUUUGGGUGCCCAAGCAAAUUUCCGAUCCUCCGCCGCCCACUGUUGCCGCCGUGGAUGAUGACGGAGGGGUUCAGGCGAUUAAGAACCAGAGGGGGAAAAUCUGCGUUCUCAGCGUCGACGGCGGCGGGAUGCGGAGCGUUACGUCGGGGAAAGCGCUGGCGUAUUUGGAGACGGCGUUGAAGGACAAGUCCGGGGAUCCCGACGCCAGAAUCGCCGAUUAUUUCGACGUCGCCGCCGGCACCGGCGUCGGCGGUAUUUUCACGGCGAUGCUGUUCGCCGCCAACGAUCAGAACCGACCGAUUUUUCACGCCGACGACACGUGGAAGUUCCUCGCGGCGGAGGGUAGGAAAUUGUACAGCAGCAGCAGCAGCUCCUCCACGAAGAAACGGAAAUCCAAGGGCGGCUUCUUCAAGUGCGUCUUCCACAAAAAAACCAGAGGCGGCGGCGGCGGCGGAGGUUUGGAGAAGGCGAUGAAGGAGGCGUUCAAGGACGGAAAAACCGGGCGUAGCCUGACGUUGAAAAACACGCUCAAACCGGUUUUAAUCCCCUGCUACGAUCUCACCAGUACGGCGCCGUUUCUAUUCUCCCGAGCCGAUGCACUCGAAACCGACAGCUACGACUUCAAUCUCUGGGAGGUAUGUUUAGCCACGUCAGCUGAACCGGGGGUAUCCGACCCGGUUUGCAUGAAAUCGAUAGACGGGUCGACCCGGUGCGUGGGCGUGGACGGCGGGUUGGUGAUGAAUAACCCGACGGCGGCGGCCAUCACGCACGUGCUGCAUAACAAGCAGGAAUUUCCGUUCGUGAGAGGGGUGGAGGAUAUUUUGGUACUUUCAGUCGGGGCAGGCGGGCAGCUGACGGAGGGCAGCUUUGACUACGAGCAGGUCAAGAAAUGGACGGCUAAGGAUUGGGCUCGGCCGUUGGCUCGGAUUUCCGGCGACGGCUCGGCUGAGCUGGUUGACCACGCCGUGGCUAUGGCUUUCGGCCAUAGCCGUAGCAGCAAUUACGUCCGGAUUCAGGCGAGUGGUUCGAGCGUUGACCAGUGUGGGGCGAACGUGGACUCGGAUCCAAGCCCGAGCAAUAUUGAGAUGCUGAUGGGGAAAUCGGAAGAGAUGCUGAAGCAGAAGAAUGUGGAGUCUGUUUUAUUCGGUGGUAAAAGAAUCGGAGAGCAAAGCAACUUUGAGAAGCUCGAUUGGUUCGCCGAGCAACUUGUGCUCGAACAUCAGAGGAGGAGUUGCCGAAUAGCUCCCACUGUUGCAUUCAAGCAAGCCGCCAAUCAAAAGCCCUGUUGAAAAACGAACCCUCGGAAAACUCGACUUUCUAAACAAAACAAAAAAACUCGAUUUCAGCAGAAGCAUAAUAAAAAUGGUAAAGGUGUUUGAACUGGACAUAAUAAGAACAAAAAAAAAAAGUGGAAAAUGGAUGUAUUUUAGUAAUAUAAAUAUAAAUAUAAUUAAUAUAAAUAUAAAUAUAAAUAUAAAUAGGAAAAUUAUGAGAGGAGAAGUGGGGUUUGAGUGAAAAGGGCAUUAAUAGUUUAUAUUGUAAAAAGUGGUGGUGGAUCUUGGUGGGAUUCUUUGCCGGCCAGAGGCGGAGCAUGGUGGUAGCCACCAUAUAUAUGGAGGUCAAAGGAAAAGUUGCUCUCAUUUGACUUCCCUGAAAUGUAUUGGUGGUGGUGGACUACCAUUUAAAGAAAACCCUAUAUAUAUAUUUUUAGCCAAUUUCUUGGUCUAUCUUUUUUGAAUUUUUUUAACUUUUUUCUUUCUUUUUCUUUUAUAUUUUUAUAAUUGUUAUUCGAGCGGUGGAGAAGAAGACAUGGAGUCGAACUGAGUAUGUUGGAAUCUUCACUUGUAGAAACCAUCAAUAUAUAUAUAUAUAUUUUUUUUUUUGUUGCAAUUUUUUUUAGCAAGAAUACAUUUCGGAAUAUGUAAUUUGUGUAUCUAAGGAUUUGGUAGAUUGCUAAAUGAUUUUAUAAAUGAUUUAUAAUUGUUACAUUUUAA
This is a messenger RNA of Erythranthe guttata (spotted monkey flower), 2591 nucleotides long. Its product is annotated as patatin-like protein 6. Gene Ontology annotation, biological process: lipid metabolic process. The record is from RefSeq and is a predicted model, not a curated record. Lineage: Eukaryota; Viridiplantae; Streptophyta; Magnoliopsida; Lamiales; Phrymaceae.